CAUAUAGUAAUUCCUAUUUAGAGAUUCUUCCCACAAUGAAAGAUGUGGACGUGGUGAGGUAAUAACAUAUCCAUAACAAAGUAAACAUAUGCCUGUUCUUAUUGGUCCAGCUGCAUUUGUCUUCUCGGCGUGGAGUUAGUCUUAAUUACCAACUUAUCGAAACGGACCUUCCAGACAGUCCUUAAAAAAAAACACACACACACACAUAUAUGUGUGUACAUAUAUAUACAUAUACACACACACACACACACACACACACACAUUUUAAAUCUUUGCAUAUGGUCAACCUGUUACAACAGCAAAUUUAAGACACCGUUUUAGGAUUUUCAAAUAUUUCCAUAUAUAACAUGAAAAGAGAGUCAGAUUACAAUUUAAAUUAUUUAAACGAAACCAUGCACAGUCCUUGCCAUUUCGAGUUUCCUCUGCAUGUAUAAUGCUAAGACUAAAACAUAAAUGUAAAUACUUUUGUUAAGCAAGGCGACUGAAGAGACCGGACCAGUCCCAAGAGCGAUAGGCUCCCGGUCACAAGGCUAAACAGUGUAUUUCCUCAUUAUUUGCUGCGCUACCGUGACGCAGUACAAAAGUUAAUGUUGAUGCUUGGCGGCGGAUACCAUGCAGGAAUGCAGAAAUUUGGAGAGGAGUAAGCUGAAGGGGGCUGGGGACAUGCUUCCUAAACUGGACGCGCAACUGGAGGAAGUUUUCUCACACUUGGUCCUGGAGCAAGAGGACGAAGAUAAGAAUGACAAGAGGAGGACGAAGUCUUUGCCCCUUUCCCCCGAGGGCUGCAAGAAGAGGGUUCAGUUCGCGGACGCGUUUGGAUUAAACUUGGCGAUUGUGAAGCACUUCAGCCUUACCGAGGAGUACCUGGGUCCGAGUCAUCCUGCACAACACGAACGGGCAAGUCUGGAUGAUCUGUGCCACACGCUCAAUUCCGAGCUGGGCAGUGAGCGUUUUGUACCAUACUUUAAGAUGCCUGUAGAGACGGAGCGCUUUGACGCACUGCUCCAGCGCUGUCGGGUGGCUCUAGAAAAAGUCACCGUCUAUAAUUUUGACAUCCGAGGGUCAAUCAGAGCCCUGACCUCGGACUGCUGCAGAAAAGAGGUGGGUGUGAGGUACACUUUCACCGACUGGCGCUCUUUUUUGGACGUGCAGGCGACCCUCGCAGCGGGACAUGGGGACGCCGAAACUGGGGAGCGCUAUGGGUUUACCGUGCACGCACCCCCGCUUCUGGAUGUCGGAUCCUCAGUGCACUUCGCAGUCUACUGCAGGACUGACCAGGCCGACUUCUGGGAUAACAACGAGGGCCGCAAUUACAGCCUGGUGCAUCAGCGCAAAGUAAACAGGGGCGAUACGGAAUCCAGCGCAGUCUAACCGCAACUCUUUCAUUCCAGUAAUUGCCAGGACUUAAAGGAUCUGCAUUAGCCCAGCCUUGGAGAGGUGUGAUCACUCACUAAGUCACGUUUUCCACCCGAGUGGAAAUUAUUGCUUUGACAUUGUUCUGUACCGACACCUUGUAGCCUAAAUAUUAUAGGAUGAAAUUAACAGAGUAUCCGAUUUUAAUUUAAUAGACUUUACAAUUAAUUAGGUCGAACAAAUGUCUCUGUAUUAUAAUACAAUAUUAAGAUAAAUAUUGACAGUACUAGUUGUCUAUGCACAGUGUGGUAGAUGUAGUAUGACCUUGCACUUUUAUUACAAUCUAUUUCAUGAACGAUUUUAUCGGGAAGAGUUAUGAUGUCAAUAAACAGUGGGAAUGAAGUAUGAA
Paramormyrops kingsleyae is the source of this 1762-nucleotide messenger RNA. RefSeq names its product protein phosphatase 1 regulatory subunit 3D-like. Gene Ontology annotation, molecular function: glycogen binding; protein phosphatase 1 binding. NCBI's taxonomy places the organism in Eukaryota, Metazoa, Chordata, Actinopteri, Osteoglossiformes, Mormyridae. The record is from RefSeq and is a predicted model, not a curated record. Gene Ontology annotation, cellular component: protein phosphatase type 1 complex. Gene Ontology annotation, biological process: regulation of glycogen biosynthetic process.